Aaosphaeria arxii CBS 175.79 is the source of this 1796-nucleotide messenger RNA. RefSeq names its product MFS general substrate transporter. The record is from RefSeq and is a predicted model, not a curated record. Gene Ontology annotation, biological process: transmembrane transport. Gene Ontology annotation, molecular function: transmembrane transporter activity. NCBI's taxonomy places the organism in Eukaryota, Fungi, Ascomycota, Dothideomycetes, Pleosporales. The coding region runs from base 108 to 1796 and encodes 562 amino acids. The transcript is spliced from 2 exons.
CAAAGGUCUAUUAAAUCACAACUCGAUCUUCUCGAAAAUGUGAGACAUCAGUAGCUAAAUACUCUCGUGGUACGCACUCCCAACCAUAGCCAUCGCAACAGGUGGCGAUGUCUCUUCAUCCGAAAGUCCAACAACGCGCUGGUAACAACAGCACCGAAUUAUGGCCUCCUGGAACAGUCCUUCUGGAAGAUAACAGCGGCCCAGAGAAGAAAUUUAUACUCCAGCCUCGGCCUUCCGAAGACCCAAACGACCCUCUCAACUGGGCGAAAUGGCGCAAAGCCAUUAAUUUUGGCUUCGUGUGCUUUUACUCCGUCCUAGUGUCAGAAUUCAUCAGUUCUUCUGGACCGACUUGGACGCCAAUGCAUAAGCAAUUGGGAUUCGGUUAUGACAUGCUCAACAAUGCUUAUGCUGCUGGCAGUGCCGCUCUGGGUGUUGGGUCGCUACUACUCAUUCCGUUCGCACUCAAACUCGGACGUCGUCCGAUAUACCUCUUCAGCACAGUAAUGCAGUUCGGCCUUAGCAUUUGGUCAGCGAGAAUGUGGAGUGUGGCAGAUCUCAUGUCUAUCAAUCUGCUUCAAUGUCUCUUCGGAAGUCUUGCAGAAGUUAUCGUUCAGAUGACAGUGGCCGAUGUCUUUUUCGUUCAUCAACGUGGACGUCUCAACAGCACAUACAUCUGGCUGUGGAAAACGGCUGGUGCGCUUGGUUCACUCAUCGCCGGGUUUAUCACAACUGGGCUUGGAUGGAGAUGGGUUUGGUGGCUGAAUGCCAUCUUCUUCGGACUCUUCUCCAUCUUGAUAGCGCUCUUUUAUGAAGAAACCAAAUACUGCCCACCCGCAAUCGUGGAACAAGUUGCCGGCAACGACCUCCAACCUUCAGGCGAUUCGAACGUCAUAGACCAAAGCAGGCAAGAUAAAGGACUUGGAACUGACGCCAUCAAUUCCACAAAGUCUUUGGGCAGUCAAGAGCAAGGCGUAUCUGAGGACUUGUAUGCGACCAAGAUUGACCACAACAUUCCAAUGAAGACAUGGCGUCAACGCCUCGCUCUUACCACUAUCUCAACAACCGAUGAGGGAUUCAAAGACAUUUUGCGACACUUGUAUCAGCCAUUGGUUCUCUUGACCACUGUGCCCGCGGUAUUGUGGACUGCAUCCGUCUAUGGCGUUCUGGUUGCUCUUCAAGACGUCAUUUCAACCUGUCAAUCCACCUUCCUCACGCGGCCUCCAUACAACUUCACAGCUUCUGGCGUCGGCUUUAUGAGCAUAGCAAAAUUUAUCGGCCUCACUAUUGGCUCGCUUUUAGGUGGUGUUGUAAGCGACAGGGUGAUCAUAUACGCCGCCCGUCGGAACAAUGGUGUCUUUGAGCCUGAGGCAAGACUCUGGAGCUUUAUUCCUUUCAUUCUAUUCGUUCCUGCGGGCGGUCUUAUGUUUGGUAUCGGGCUGAACAAUGGCGCUCCUUGGCCAGUCAUUGCUGUUGGAUUGGCUCUAUACAACGUUGGCGUUGCUCCAAUCUUGGCGAUUACUGUCACGUAUCUCACCGACUCUUACGAAGAUGUUGUUGGGGAUGCACUGGUUGGGGUUACCUUCCUGCGAAAUGCAAUCAGCGCAGCAUUUGUAUUUGCUGUUGACCCUUGGGUUGAAGCUACGAGUAUAAAGUGGUGCUUAGUAGCUAUUGUCUUGAUUUCGAUGUUCUUCAUGUCUCUAUCUGUUGUUUUCAUUAUCUGGGGCAAGCAAUUCAGAGGAAGAACUGCAGCUAGAUAUCAGUAUUAUGCCAGGAGACAAUUUAGAUCUCGAGGCUAA